Prorocentrum cordatum is the source of this 531-nucleotide messenger RNA. NCBI's taxonomy places the organism in Eukaryota, Dinophyceae, Prorocentrales, Prorocentraceae. The record is from the annotation of a GenBank genome assembly.
AUGGAGCUGGCGGAGGAGGACCUGGACUUCGGAUUGGACGAGGAGGAGGAGAGGGAGUGGGCCGCCUACGACGAGGACGUCCGGCAGUACCAGCAGCUCAUGAGCAGCGUGGGAAUGACCGCGGACGAGCUGAGGGAGGCAGCGGUCGCACGCAGCGACGAGGCUGCCCAGAGCGGCGGCUCUGGCGCCAGCUUCCUGGGGCAGGCGCCCGAGGGUCUCACCGACGACGAGGUCAGCCGGCUCGAGGAGGUGCUGGGCAACAUGGAGCUCGACGUCGGGCAGGAGGCCGCUCGGCAGGGCGAGCAGGCGCAGGGGGAGCCGCCGUUGCGGGAGUUCCUGAAGGAGAGACCCGGCGCGGCCCCGCCGCCGCGCAGGCGGGCGGCGCGGAGGCUGGCGGCUGGCAGCCCGGAUUGGGCUCCGCAGGUUCCAGCUACGACGGCCUCCCCGAAGAGUACCGCGAUCGCCUCGCCAGCGACGAGGGCGGCAUCGUCGUCAGCGGCGAGCUCGGCCGGAAGACCGUGGUGCUGCUGA